Messenger RNA from Rhodotorula toruloides NP11, 771 nucleotides. RefSeq names its product 1-(5-phosphoribosyl)-5-[(5-phosphoribosylamino)methylideneamino]imidazole-4-carboxamide isomerase. Gene Ontology annotation, cellular component: cytoplasm. Gene Ontology annotation, biological process: L-histidine biosynthetic process; L-tryptophan biosynthetic process. Gene Ontology annotation, molecular function: 1-(5-phosphoribosyl)-5-[(5-phosphoribosylamino)methylideneamino]imidazole-4-carboxamide isomerase activity. The coding region runs from base 1 to 771 and encodes 256 amino acids. Lineage: Eukaryota; Fungi; Basidiomycota; Microbotryomycetes; Sporidiobolales; Sporidiobolaceae. The transcript has 10 exons. The record is from RefSeq and is a predicted model, not a curated record.
AUGCCGAGCGUAUUUCGCCCUUGCAUCGACCUGCACAACGGCGCGGUCAAGCAGAUUGUUGGCGGUUCCCUCGACACUGACAACCUCAAGACCAACUUUGUCUCCGAACACCCAUCCUCCUACUAUGCCGACUUGUAUCGCAAGCACAACCUCACUGGGGGACACGUGAUCAAGCUGGGACCCGGCAACGACAAGGCGGCUCGCGAGGCGUUGCAGGCAUGGCCAGGAGGACUGCAGAUUGGCGGCGGGAUCACCGAGGAGAACGCGCAAGAAUGGCUGGACGCCGGAGCGGAGAAGAUCAUCGUCACCUCCUACCUCUUCCCCGGCGCAAAAUUCGACGAGGAACGACUGCGGCGUCUCGCCGAGAAGGUUGGCAAAGAGCGACUGGUCGUUGACGUGAGCUGCCGGCGACGAGACGACCGAUGGAUUGUCGCGAUGGACCGGUGGCAGGUCAUGACGGACAUGGAGGUCAACGCAGAAUCGCUCGCACGGUUAUCUCAGUUCUGCAGCGAGUUCCUCAUUCACGCCGCGGAUGUUGAAGGCUUGUGCAAGGGCAUCGACGAGCAGCUUGUUACGAAACUCGGCGAAUGGACGACCAUCCCGACGACGUACGCUGGAGGAGCGAAGAGCGCCGACGACCUCGCCCUCGUCGAGCGGCUCUCGAACGGCAAGGUCGAUCUCACGUUCGGUUCGGCCCUCGACAUCUUUGGCGGCACACAGGUCAAGUUUGACGAGCUGGUCGAGUACAACGAGCGGGCUUUGCGGAAGUAG